Messenger RNA from Lycium barbarum (goji berry), 4754 nucleotides. RefSeq lists its product as uncharacterized. Bases 3278 to 4180 code for a protein of 300 amino acids. NCBI's taxonomy places the organism in Eukaryota, Viridiplantae, Streptophyta, Magnoliopsida, Solanales, Solanaceae. The record is from RefSeq and is a predicted model, not a curated record. The transcript has 3 exons.
AAUUUUCCGAUAUCAAUAAAAUGUUUGCUUUCUAAAUUUCUCUUGUUCUUCUGUUUGAAAGGCAUGGAAAGUCUUAUCCUAAGUUAGUAUAGGGUUAGGAAAUAUUGAGCAAGUUAAGCUUGCGACAAGUACAAUAGUUUUCUGAAGCUUUGACAGUAUGUCUGUAGUAGUGUGAAAGUUUUUCUGAAUUGAGUAGCUUGGCUAAGAAGCCAGCCCAUUUUGUAGGAAAAACAUUCAUAUCUAUGAUCUUUCAAACUGUCUGAAUAACUUGACAAGCCAUCCUUCGGGUUGUUGAAGUCAGGUUUUUGGCAAGCCGUCCUUCGGGAUGUUGAAGCCCAGUCCUACUAUGUAAGAAAACUAUUGUGCUUGCAGUCUGGCCGUCUUGCUUGCUGUUUCCCCGCCCUCUACACACACUCAUAGUAUCAGAGCCAGUCUAUCUCUUUCGGAGAGAGGAGCAGUUUAGUAAAAAUAUGUCUGAGUCAUUACCAUCUGCGUCCAACCCUUGUAAGUCCUUAUAAAAAAUAAAUAUGUCUCCUACUCUGUAUAAAUCCCUUUCUUGCAAAUAUGACUACCUUUAUGAAGUUGAUAUCCUACCUGAUGAAAACAAAGUGUCUCCCACCGACCUACCCCUCAUAAACUUAUAUUCUGCUUUUGUAAAAAGUCAUGUUUCCUGUGGUCACAAAUUCGUUCCCUGGUCCAACCAAAGCCCAAAGGAGCUAAACAAUAUGUUGGUGCCUCAAAACAUGACCAGCACCCUAUUCUAGCAACUCAAGAGGAACAAUUCAUCACUCUGCAGAUUCCAGAUGAUUUUCCUAGACAGUGGAAAGAUCAUGGUUUCACCCAUAUCCAUUUUGGUGCUGUUAGAAUUGAAUUAACAUAUCAUGGAAGAAAAAGCUAACCAGUUGUGGCUCAACUUGCCCUUCUUGAUACCAGAUAUAAUGAAUACCAACAUGCGAAUUUGGGUAUCACAAAAGUCACUCUAAAUGCUGGGACAGUUUUUGUCAUUAUAUUCCUAAAUUUUAACAUGUCCCUGUAUAAUCCAUAUUUAAUGGAAGCUUUAAAAAUCCAAGUCUAAAUUCAAGGUUCUCCACAAGCUAAAUAUGCUAUUCAAGCUACUUUACACUAUCAAAUAACCUGGCGAGUUCAGAAUCAUGCUAUGGAUCUCUCUCUUCCAGGUGGACAAAAUGCUUUGCUCUUAAAAGUAGAUGCCACCAACGGAACUACCAUGUGCACCCAUAUCCCAAAAAAAAUCUUUAGGGAAGAACUUAUCAAAGUCUUUCCAUAUACAUGGGUCACGAAUUGUGAAAAGCUGAGAGAACCUAUUAAACCUCUCCAAUCCUCUAAACCCUCUUUUUCCAAAAAAAAAACCCGAUAAAACAGUUGCCAUAAGAUUUGACCACUCUCACCUUAAAAAACUGUUAUAUCCCGCAUUUUUCGCAUUCGGAUAAUUUAAGGUAAUUGCGGGAGAUUAAGAGCAAGAUUUUAAUUUUUGAUCUUGUUUGGUGUACAAGUUGGUUAUAAAAAAAAAUUGAAGUGGAAAUAUGGAGAAAGGCGAAGGGAAAAUUUGGAAGUUGGAAAAAUGCUUCAUGAAUUACAUAAACUAGCUAAAUAUAAGUGGGCUUGAAAGUAAAAUUUUGGAAAAUUUCUAGGCCCAACCGGCCACCUCUUGGACCAAGCCCAUGUGGGGCAAAAUCCAUGAAUUAAAAAAGGAUGGCAACUUCAUAAUUAUCACAUUAAGCUCUAGAAUUUUCAAGAAGCCAAGAACAAUAGAAAGGAAGAGCAAAAACCCUAGGCCAUUCGGCCAUAGAGGAAAUUACCAAGAAAAAUUCCAAAAAUUCCCUCAAAAAUUAUUUUCUACCAAGUAGAGGGUGCACAACAAGGUGGAGUUGUUGUUGGAACAAGAAAGGUUCAAAAUCAUACAAGUUGCCAAGAGUUAGGCAAGUGAGAAGUUGAAGAAGAAAGAUUCCGACGAGAUUGUGGCUCGAAUUUGGAGUAGCUAAAGGAGCGGAAAGAGGUCAGCAGGUAUACGGACCAGAUUCCUAGCGCCCUAUCAGCAGCAUUCGAUAGCGCUCCAGUUGUUCCGGAGCCUUAUAUCAUCGGUACUAUUUUGUGUAUGUAUUUUCGGGCGCGACAGUACUCGGCCCUUUCUCUGUAUAAAUGUACUAUGUCUAGAGGCUCGUAGACAGAUAUACACAGUCAGUUAUGUACAGUUUAAUGUAUUUUAUUCCGAAUGGUUCGCGUUCUGGUGUAACGCGAUAUUAGAAAGUUUACUGCAAAUGUUAAUGUUUAAAAAAUAAAAAUAAAAAUAAAAAAAAAUAUAUGGCACUAUUUAUACAGGAUAGCUAAGGGGUUCUCGGUACAAGUAUCGGGUACUCGUCACGGCCCCUAGUCGGGUCGUGACAAAAACCCAACAAAACAACCUUCUCUUUCCAGAUGUACCAACCCACUUAUAACCAAGCACACCAAGAUGACCCAGAAACAUUCUCUUACCAUCUCCCAAGUAUCAUGAGUGAACUUGACUGGAUAAAGCAGUUCGAUAAUGAAGGUCAUGAUGUAUGAUGGUUCAAAUGUCCUUUCAUGGGACACAACCUAUGGGAUAUCCAUUGUGACUGUCAAGAAUGUCUUGACGAUGAAAUUAAAUGGGAUGAACAUCAUACAAGAAGAGCCAAAUCAAAGAAAAAAUGGAGAAACUCUAAAAGAGAGUUCCGAACAAGGUAUGAAAAAGGAGAUUCAUCUAUCGGUUCACUAAGCCGUCCAGGAAAAUACGAAUUCCUUGUUUCGUACAAACCUCAAAACUGGCCACCUCUCCCUAACCAAAAUUUAUAUCACAAACCUUCAAAUCCAAAUAUCCUAAAGCCAGAAAUACUCAUGAUGAACCCAUCAAGCUCCAGUCACACCCCUGAAUUUCCUUCACAACAACCUUUUGAAAAAGAUCGUGCAAGCCAUGCCCCAAAAAUUUCAAGGCAAAAUGUUGUGCUGCACACUGGAGAAAAGCCACCGACAAGUGAAGUAGAAGCAACAAUUAAUUGGUAAUCCAAAAAUGCCAUUUCCCAGAACAAAGUGUUAACUAAUAUUAGCACUUCCAUUAGAAAUGUUGCUCACACACAAAACAAGAUGAUGAGCAGGGUUGAGACAAUUGAGAAAAAGUUGAACAACCAUCUUCUUAGCAUGCUGGACUGAUCAAAGCCAUGGAAUUGCAAAUGACAAAUAUGAAGUAUGAGAUUUGUCCACCAGGCACUUCCCUUUUUUCCACUUCUUUAACGAGCAACAAAAGGAAAUGGCUGACAUUAAAGAACAAAUACAACAAUUGAGAUAUGGUUACCUUGAACAACAAAAAACACAAUGCUGCCCAUCAAAAUCCACCUUUUUCCCCAUGUCCUCACAGACAUACUCACCACCAAAGCUUGACCAUUAUUUCACUAUGUUCCUAUCCACAAAACGAGACCCUAUGUCUUUUACCCGAAAACAAAAUGAUGAACCUGAGUUUGACAUUGCAAAAAUGAUCUGGGAAAGGAAAGACUCUAUGGCGGCCCAAAAGCAGUCCAAACGGAAGAAAGAACUCGGGGAAGGUUCAAAAGAACCCGAGUUGGAAAACUUGAUGAUCUCGGCCCAAAAUAUUCCUAACCUCUACGUGGCCCAACCCACAAAUGAUAUAGAGGAGGAUGAUAUCCUAGGAUCCAGUGACCAAAAUUCAUAUGAUACUGAUCCUACGGAAGAAAGCGUUGAGACAAGCGACGAUUCCUCAGUUGACUUUUCAGAAGAAUAUAAGCCACUAAUAUUCAUGAAUCAACCCAUAGAACCAGAAAUCUCUGAAGUAGAUGAUGAUCGUGACGGGAUGACAGAUGAGCCAAUUCCAAAAAGAAGGCCAGAACCAACAACCGCAAAGUUCAUUGGGAUUGGAUUCCAUACUUUUAGUCUGGAUGAUAUCAAAGUAUCAAAAUGGCCCCAAAGGAUCCAGGAUUUCUUCACUUGGAUGGUGACAAAGAAUCUUAUCGAACGGGAAAAGUACAUGAUCCUGUCAGAAUUCACUUCAAGGUUCUCCGGAAUUCUCAGAGACUGGUGGAAUGCACAUGGGACACGACAAAAAUAUGUUUCUCACAUCUCAAGGUUUUUUUUUUCAACAUCAAAAUACUCCAAGAAGUAUUUUAUAGGGAUACCGGCCAAAGGCAAGAAAAACUAAGAAGAUAAUUCUUCGAAAUGAAAUGCGUAGCAUUUGACAGAGAUGUCAUUGAUAUCCAUUUUUAGAAGAUAGCUAAAAUGUUCUUUGAGUUAGGAGGAGAAGCUAGUCUCAAGCAAGCCUUUGUUUCAUCACUUCCAAACAUAUUAGCAAGCCGGACCGUGACGAUCAUUGAGGAGAAGUUUCAAUCAAUAACAAUCCCACUGAUGAGCUAUAUCAGGCAAGCAAUAUUUCUAGUGUUGGAUGAUAUCUGCACAAAGAGAUCUUUUUUGAAGCAAAUCAUACGAAACAAUCCAGCCCUUGAUAAAGCUUGCGGGAAGUCUGACCUAAUUAAUGGGUUAAGCUAUUUGUGCCAUGCCACUAGACGAAAAGGAAGAUACAAAUGAUUCAAAUGGCCAAGGCCAGCAGGAGAAAGAUCACAGUUCAGGAGGAGCACAAAAUAUUUCAGGAGAAGGAGCCCAGGCAAGUCCCGAAAAAAUGAUAGAUGCCUCAUCUGCAGCAAGAUUGGGCAUUAUGCAAAAAACAUUUCCCAAUCCAGAAGGUCGAUCAAGCUUCUUACUGAAAUAAAGGACUACAC